Messenger RNA from Malus domestica (apple), 2701 nucleotides. RefSeq names its product beta-xylosidase/alpha-L-arabinofuranosidase 1-like. Gene Ontology annotation, molecular function: xylan 1,4-beta-xylosidase activity; alpha-L-arabinofuranosidase activity. Gene Ontology annotation, cellular component: plant-type cell wall. NCBI's taxonomy places the organism in Eukaryota, Viridiplantae, Streptophyta, Magnoliopsida, Rosales, Rosaceae. Gene Ontology annotation, biological process: arabinan catabolic process; xylan catabolic process. The record is from RefSeq and is a predicted model, not a curated record.
UGUGUAACAACCUGCUAGUACCAACCCAUAAGCCCAUGAGGCAUUGAAGGCAUAGGAGGCAUAAAAGGCGUAGGCAUGGAGGAAAUGCAUUGAGGCAACAAUAACAACCCUUUUGCUUCUUUGGGAACUUGUUUAAAGAAGCCACCCCAUCCCUCCUUUCACAAUUACAAACAAUGGCCUCCUCUAUCAUUUGGUUCUCUGUUUUCCCCUGCUCCUUUUUGUUUCAAUACUUGUUAUUCUUUUCGCCAAAUUUUAAGGGCGUUUUAGGCCAAUCGUCGCCGGUUUUCGCUUGCGAUGUCGCUAGCAACGCAACCCUAUCGAGCUUCGCCUUCUGCGAUACGUCCUUGGGGGUCGAUGCGAGAGUGGCGGACUUGGUGAAGCGGCUGACAUUGCCGGAGAAAAUCGGGUUUUUGGUGAACAGUGCAGGGAGUGUGAGCAGGCUUGGAAUUCCCAAAUACGAGUGGUGGUCAGAAGCAUUACACGGCGUCUCAUACGUCGGCCCCGGCACCAAGUUUUCGAGCCUCGUUCCCGGAGCUACCAGCUUUCCUCAGGUCAUCCUCACUGCCGCUUCUUUCAAUACUUCUCUCUUUGAAGCCAUUGGCAGGGUGGUUUCGACGGAGGCCAGAGCAAUGUACAAUGUGGGAUUGGCAGGACUGACAUUUUGGUCACCAAAUAUUAACAUAUUUCGAGACCCCAGAUGGGGAAGAGGCCAGGAGACUCCGGGUGAAGAUCCGUUGCUCUCGAGUAAAUACGGAUCCGGAUAUGUUCGAGGCCUUCAACAAACCGACGAUGGUGACAAGAAUAAGCUUAAGGUUGCUGCAUGCUGCAAACAUUAUACAGCCUACGAUGUAGACAAUUGGAAAGGGGUUGACAGAUACCAUUUUAAUGCAGUGGUAACGAAACAAGAUCUGGACGACACAUUUCAACCGCCAUUCAAAAGUUGUGUUAUCGAUGGCAAUGUUGCAAGUGUCAUGUGUUCUUACAACCAGGUUAACGGGAUACCAACCUGUGCAGACCCCGACCUUCUUGCUGGAGUUAUCCGAGGCGAAUGGAAACUAAAUGGAUACAUUGUUACGGAUUGUGAUUCAAUAGAUGUGUACUACAAGCAGCAACACUACACCAAAACACCAGAGGAAGCUGCAGCUAAGGCUAUAUUGGCAGGGUUGGAUCUCAACUGCGGAUCUUUCCUCGGACAAUACACGCCAGGUGCAGUCCAAGCAGGACUUGUGACGGAGGCCGACAUUGACAGGGCCAUCUCCAACAAUUUUGCUACUUUGAUGCGUCUAGGCUUCUUUGAUGGUGAUCCCAGCGACAAACCCUAUGGAAAGCUUGGUCCAAAAGAUGUGUGUACCUCAGAGAACCAGGAGCUAGCCCGUGAAACCGCCAGGCAAGGGAUAGUACUGCUAAAAAACAGUCCGGGAUCACUGCCUCUGUCUCCCACGGCCAUCAAAUCCUUGGCGGUCAUUGGUCCCAAUGCCAAUGUCCAAAAGACAAUGAUCGGAAACUACGAAGGUACGCCGUGCAAGUAUACAACUAUUCUGCAAGGCCUAAGUGCCUCAGUUGCAACGAGUUAUGUUGCCGGCUGCGCCAAUGUGGCUUGUGGUACUGCACAGGUAGAUGAUGCUACCAAGAUAGCAGCCUCAGCAGAUGCAACUAUACUUGUCGUGGGUGCAGAUCAAUCGAUUGAGAGAGAAAGUCUUGACAGGAUUGACCUGCUUCUUCCGGGACAGCAAACACUCCUCGUAACAGAAGUUGCAAAGGCAGCAAAAGGCCCAGUAAUCCUUGUCAUAAUGUCUGGAGGAGGGUUCGACAUUACAUUUGCCAAAAACGAUACUAAAAUUACAAGCAUACUUUGGGUUGGUUACCCCGGCGAGGCUGGUGGAGCUGCGGUAGCUGAUGUAGUUUUUGGUCAAUAUAAUCCAAGCGGGAGACUACCUAUGACAUGGUAUCCACAAUCUUAUGUAGACAAGGUUCCAAUGACAAACAUGAACAUGAGACCGGAUCCUUCGAACGGUUACCCUGGCCGGACUUACAGAUUUUUCACUGGUGAAACCGUUUACUCCUUUGGAGAUGGACUAGGCUACUCCACCUUCAAUCACAAACUAGUUCGAGCGCCUAAGCUGGUAUCGAUUCCCUUAGAAGAGGGUCAUGUAUGUCACUCAUCAAGCUGCAAGUCACUUGACGUUGUGGAAGAAAGAUGCGAAAACCUAGCUUUUGAUAUACAUUUGGGGGUGAAGAACAUGGGAAGUAUGAGUGGAAGUCAUACGGUGAUGCUGUUUUCGAGUCCUCCGGCAGUGCACAAGUCGCCGCAGAAGCACUUGCUGGGUUUUGAGAAGGUGUUCGUGAGUGCUCAGAGAGUAGCAUUGGUUAAGUUCAACGUGGAUGUUUGCAAGCACCUGAGCGUGGUCGAUGAGCUUGGAAACAGAAAGGUAGCUUUGGGAGAGCAUGUGCUUCAUGUGGGAAGCUUGAAACACUCUUUCAGCGUUAGGAUUUGAUACAAGUUUUCAACUCCUCUCUGCUGCUGUAAUUCUUUUCAGUGUCUUCUCAAUCAUUUUCCGUGAGGAGAGAUAGAGAUAGCGGAAUGGAAAAUUUUGAGCAAUGAAUAAGUUGGGAGAGUUGUCAAAACUCUCUCAAAUCUUGUUCAAAAUCAAAGAAUUACUAAUUUGAAAAAUGAAAUCAAGUAUUGGGUUUGUCUUUAAUU